CUCGCCAGACAUCGAGCAUGCAUGUAUCCAACCGAUUACUGAGUAGAUAGUUGCUGAGAGUCCAAACACGCCACCAUGGAGGCCGUCAAAGCCUUCAACAACGAGCUGUACUCGUUGAAUGAGUACAAGCCACCCAUCUCGAAGGCCAAGAUGACCCAAAUCACCAAGUCAGGCAUUAAGGCUAUUAAACAGCUCUCCCAGCUCCCCCAAAAGCACUGGAGGAUGGGGUGGAGAGAGUUACAAAGAGAUAAGAGAAUCCCUAACCAGCUUAGUUUUACAAGCAUGUUGUCCAGAGUGUGGAGAAGUUCAUACAAAAGUGCAAACCAGAAUACAAGGUUCCGGGGUUGUAUGUCAUUGACUCAAUUGUGCGGCAGUCACGCCACCAGUUUGGCAUGGAAAAGGAUGUUUUUGCCCCACGCUUCAGCAAGAAUAUCAUUCCGACGUUCCAGCACCUCUACCGUUGUCCCUCAGAUGACAAGAGUAAGAUAGUGCGGGUCCUGAACCUGUGGCAAAAGAAUGCUGUUUUCAAAAGUGACAUCAUACAGCCGUUGUUGGAUAUGGCUGCAGGGAUUCCUCCUCCAAGCGUUACUCCCGUCAUGUCGAGCAGUGCUGCCCCAGUGAACAACACCACACCUGGCACUCCAGCCACCCCGGCCACCCCUGCCAAUAUUGUUCAGGGACUUCCGGACUGGGCUUCCCAGAUUACCAACACAGACACUGUGGCAGCUGUGGCACAAAUCUUACAAAGUCCUCAGGGGCAGCAGCUUCAACAGCUCGUACAGAGCCUGCAAAUGCAGCAACAAAAGCCUCAGCCUUCCUUGCUCCAGGCUUUGGAUGCUGGUCUGGUUGUACAGCUGCAAGCUCUCACCGCUCAACUCACUGCAGCUGCUACUGCCAACAGCCUCAACCCCCUUGAACAGAGAGUCUCCUCGUUUAACAAGAAGCUCUUGGGGCAGUUUGACUUUGGGAAUGAGUCUGACCGUGGUGAGGAAUCUAAGAAGGAAACAACAUCCUCUCAAAUGCCCAUGGUGUCUGAACCCAUCAACAACUCGUUGUUCCACCAGCUUGCUGAGCAGCUACAGCAACAGAACUUGGAGCAGUUUCAGAAGCAACUGCUGGAGCAUCAGCAAAAGUCUAUGAGCAUAGAUGGACAAGACACACUAUUUGGACAAGACAACUCUGUUGCUCAGGCUACCAGUCAACCGCAACUUCCUGAACCAGAAAAUAAGAUGGAUGACUCCAUAGACAACCAGCAACAGGACAUGGAUCUUGAUGAGGGCCCUGAUGGAAUGGAGGAGGAUAACUUUGAAACAGAGGACAAAAAGGCAGUAACAGCUCGCUCCAGAACACGCUCAAGGUCACGUUCUCGGUCUCCCAAAAGAAGAAGGUCCAGGUCCCGCUCUGGCUCUCGGAAGCGUAAGCACCGUAAGCGGUCGCGGUCACGCUCCAGAGAUCGUAAGAGGAAGACAACACGUUCAUACUCAAGUGAAAGACGUGCCAGAGAACGGGAAAAAGAGCGACAGAAGAAAGGACUGCCCCCUAUACGAUCCAAGACUUUAAGUGUGUGCAGCACGACUCUUUGGGUUGGCCAAGUGGACAAAAAAGCUUCUCAACAAGACCUCACAAACCUCUUUGAAGAGUUUGGCCAAAUAGAGUCAAUAAAUAUGAUCCCACCAAGAGGCUGUGCCUACAUCUGUAUGGUCCACAGACAGGAUGCCUAUCGGGCACGUCAGAAGCUCAGCACAAGUUCCUGCAAGAUCGGCUCCAAGAUCAUCAAGAUUGCUUGGGCCUUAAACAAAGGAGUGAGACAAGAGUACAAGCAGUUUUGGGAUGUGGACCUUGGAGUCACCUACAUACCUUGGGAGAAAGUUAAGGUGGAUGACUUGGAUGACUUUGCCGAAGGAGGAAUCAUUGAUCAAGAGACUGUCAAUGAAGAGUGGGACACAGCUAAGAAUUUGGAAGCAAGCAAAGAUGUUUUAAGCCAACCACUAACCAGUGAGACAACAGCACCAACAAAGAGUGAAAGCUACAACCAGCCAGUCACCAUGAUGCCGGUUCAGCUACCGGUGGCCCAGGCUGUUCCUGGUGCAGUAGGCUUGGUGCCUCCUAAUUUCCCUGUCAAUAUGAGCAUUCCCCCACCAGGGUAUGGGCCGCCACCACCAUUCCUAAGGCCCGCCUUCAAUGCCUCACAACCCCCUCCAGGUUUUAUGCAGGCAGCACAGACUGCAGCCAUGGCCGCAGCACCAACUUCUCUUGUGCCGCCACCAGUAGCAACCAACCAGGACACAGUCAAGGAAUCACCAUUCAGCUCUAUGAUCCCAACAACCAGCGCUAUGCCUGGUGGCUUCAUGUCGUCCGCUAUCCCUGGAGCCAGUGUGUUUAAUGCGGUGGGAGUUCAAAGUCAGCAGCACUCGAGUGACAAAAUGCCACCUUCCGCCAAAGGUUUGGACGGAACAGCGGAGCUCACGCUUCAAGGUAUGCAUAAUGCAGUUCGCAGUGGAAUGGGUCUCCUUGGCGUUCACCCUUCAGCCCCCCUUGCCCACCCACUUCACCAGCCUGGAAUGGCGGGACAAAGAAUGCCUGCAAUGCUGCCGCUUGACGUGCGUCCUAACCUCAUUCAGCCCGGGGCCACUGCUCGCUUCCCUCUCCUCCUGUCGCAGGGACCUGGCCAGCAGGCUGGUAGCCACCUCGAUGGUUCCCUUCAGGCUCAAGCCCAUGUCAGGCCUCCAUUCUCCCAACUUGACCCCUUUCACAGACCCCCUCCCCAGACAAAUGAUAAUGUCUCCAAGACCGAGGAACCUUCUUCGGGGGCUGAUGAGGGCAAAGACCAGGACUAUCGCUUCCCCCCAGUGGAGAAGCAGAGUACAGGUCUGCUGAGAACACCUCCGCCAGAGCAUCGGGCGCCCCAUGGUGGUGCUGGUGGUGCUGGGGGAGGCAGCAGCAGGCCCCCUUUGCUGCAAACACCAGGGACUCAACCAGCCAGAGGCAGUCUGCUUGGACGUCUGCAAGCUCUUGCCGGUUUUACCCCCGAUAAUCAGUGGAACCAGUCAAGGGGGGAUUUUGAUGAACGAGACGGCAUGGAUCGCCCCAACCCGGGGCAGAACUUCCAUAAUCGCUUUGACAACCGUCCCGGAAACGUAGCUUCCAAAAAUGUUGGCGGGCCGCAACAGUGGAACCGCAGCGGUGGCGGGGCAGCCACUUUUGAAAGUGACCUAGAUGAACGAAGAUCCCAAUGGGACAGGCAAAGAGACAGAGACGAGAGAGAGUUUGACUUCCGGAGGGAAAUGAACGGGAACCGUCACAAUCGGGAGCGGGAUAGAGACAGGGAGCGAGGGCGAGACCGUCCUCGUGAGAACGACAAAGACCGCGAUAACGACCGAGAGCGGGAACGUGGCAACUGGACACCUGUUCUCCCCCUACCAACUCCUCUUCUUCCGACGCCAUCGCUCAACCCCAAUCUGAAUCAAGGCAAGCUGCUUACCCCGCUCAAAUUGAACACGCUCGUUCAGUCACGAUUCCAGUCCCCCCUGUUGUCUCAAGCUCAGGCCAAAGCGCCUUUGUUAGGUCAGCAUCAACCUCCGCCUCCUGUCCACUCUCCAGAGGCCAGAAAGUCCAGCCAAGCGGCUGAGGUGGGUCCGCGUGGAAACAUAGGCCCUUUGCUCGAGACCCCUCAAUCCCAAUCCCUGACCUCAACCCAGCCCGAUAACAAGGCACAGACCCCAUUGCCCAGCUCCCAAGUUGAAACCCGGUCAUCACCCCAGCCAGAGACCACUCUACUCCCUGAAUCGCUAGCGCAAGCCUCGGGCCCGGCCUUUCCCCAGACGACCAAGUCCUCAGACACUCCGAGCCAGGCGUCUCCUGUCGGCUUCACGCAAGCUGUCAGCCCCCCUGAAGAGAUGACCUACUCUCUAAGGGCACAGCUCCGCCCACAGGAGGAAACUGAGGAGGUUGUAAAAGAGAAAGCCCCCUCCCCCAAACCCCAGUGGCUCAAUGGAGCAGAGAUGGACAAAGAAACGGCAGUCGGGCCCACGCCGGAUGCCUCUCCCGAGCCCACUGAGUCUGCACUUCCCGAAAGCAAAGCCGAGCAGGAGCAGGCUGCGCCUCCUCAGGGCGUAGACAUUGUACAGAGUGAGCCCGUGGAGCAAGCUGCGAGUGAGCCAGUGCUAGUCACUGACACAGACACUGAGGGGACAUAAUCAUCACUCAGUAGGUAACAGAUCAUUUUGUACAGUUGUCUCUUCUUCUCUGUACUCAUGUCAGCAAAGCAUCACCACCACACGGGGCACGGCAAAUAACGAGUCACAAAAUAACAUGUACUUAAAUAGAGAGCUCCUUAGUGACUGACACAGAGAACCUUAUGUUUGUAUUUUGUUUCCUCUUUAAGUUGUACUGCCACCACAUCCGAUUUUAUCAAUCGAACCUUAGAGAAUUUUAUCCGAUCGACUACCCCAAUUUUUGUCGAUGAGGUGGGAGAUGCGCUUUGACCUUCCUAUGGAAGAAAGGAUGACAUCAGGGCUGUUCAGCAAUGGAUUGUUGACUGCUCCGCAAUGGAUACAAUUGCACACUACAUUUCAAAAUUGCAGUUGCGGGCUCAUUGCGGACACCUCCUUUUAAAGCGCUGCGGCAAAGUUUUAGUGAAUGCUUUUAAGGUAUCCUGUGCUUUUUACACACACAUCUCCGUCUGACAAAACAAUCUGACAAUUCCUCUUAUUCAAAUUGGAACUAUUUGAAAUAAAACCAUGAACUUGUUGUAUCCCUAAAUCAGUGUACGAGUAUGUAAUCUGUUUCUGACCAUACAAUGAAGCUGAGCAAACGAUAACACAGCAUGGGGAGGAGCAAAGGAUAAGAAAAUGAACAGAGGGAUGUGCUGGAUGUCAGGUGCAUAUUGUUGUAGUGUGAAAUAAACAAUUGUCUCCUUAAACACAUGCUUUAGGACUGCUUUUCUGACCCAGGACCACUGGAAACACUUCUUUACACACGCACACACACACACACAGUGUGCUGUCGCUUCAGACAUUUUGAUCUAACUUGGAACUGAAAAUGCAGCUACACCAUCCAUCCACAGUGCACUUUGGUGGAUGGGAAUCACGGGACAUAGUUUUGAAUUAUGGAUGACUUCAGCCUGUUUUGUGCUUGGUGACUGCUGCAGAUGAUUGGAUUGUGCCUUUUUUGAACGGACUCUUUUCAAUGCUACUGUGCGUUACACACCAAACUGUGCGCGCGCGUGUGCGCACUAUGUGAACAGAAUUAACACACCCUUCCUGUGUGGUAGCUGGAGAGUUUGUACAGCACUUAUCCUAGAAGAGACUCUAUAUACCUGUUCUGUGCAUGCAGCCUUGUAGCCUCCUGUUGUGUUCAUUUCAUGCUUGUAGUGCUUCUCUGUUCAAGCACAUCCCUGGAGAUGCUUAGGCUACUGUUCCACAGCAGGAGAUGUGAUAUUAAAUAAAAGUUGAAGGUGCAUCAGA
This is a messenger RNA of Hippocampus zosterae (dwarf seahorse), 5465 nucleotides long. RefSeq names its product SR-related CTD-associated factor 8 (gene scaf8). The transcript is spliced from 21 exons. Gene Ontology annotation, cellular component: nucleus. The record is from RefSeq and is a predicted model, not a curated record. Gene Ontology annotation, molecular function: RNA binding. Bases 393 to 4196 code for a protein of 1267 amino acids. Lineage: Eukaryota; Metazoa; Chordata; Actinopteri; Syngnathiformes; Syngnathidae.